UCAAGCAGCGGCAACAUUGUAGCGGAGAAACGCCAGCGGACGGGAAGCAACGAGGGGAGCGCCACGGAAUAGACCCCGUUACAUUGUUGUGAUUGCCCCAUCUAGAUCGUAUUCUGUCAGAUCUCUCUGAAAAGUGAAUCGGUACACCAUUGAGGAUGUCGGUGGCAGGGCUGAAGAAGCAAUUUCACAAAGCCAGUCAGUUGCUGAGUGAAAAGAUAAGUGGUGCUGAAGGGACAAAGCUGGAUGAAGACUUCAUGGAGAUGGAGAGGAAAAUCGAUGUCACCAACAAAUCAGUGUUGGACCUCUUGACCAAAACAACAGAAUACCUACAACCUAACCCAGCUUCCAGAGCCAAGUUGGGGAUGUUAAACACAGUGUCGAAGAUGAGAGGACAGGUGAAGACCACAGGAUACCCACAGACCGAGGGCCUACUGGGGGACUGUAUGAUGCGCUAUGGACAUGAUCUGGGAGACCAGUCCUCCUUCGGCGGUGCGUUGGUGGACAUCGGUGAGGCCAUGAGGCAGAUGGCCGACGUGAAAGACUCUCUGGACAUCAGUGUCAAACAAAACUUUAUUGACCCACUCCAGAACUUACAGGACAAAGACCUCAAGGAGAUCACGCAUCACCUGAAGAAGCUGGAGGGGAGGCGGUUGGACUUUGACUAUAAGAAGAAGCGUCAGGGGAAGGUGCCUGACGAGGAGAUCCGUCAGGCAGUUGAGAAGUUUGAGGAGAGCAAAGAGCUGGCCGAGAGGAGCAUGUUCAACUUCCUGGAGAACGAUGUGGAGCAGGUGAGUCAGCUGUCAGCGUUGGUUGAAGCUGCGUUAGACUACCACCGUCAGUCCUUGGAGAUCCUAGAAGACCUCAACACCCAACUACAAAACAGGAUAUCCUCAGCCAGCAGUCGACCGAAGAGAGAAUUUAAACCAAAGUCCAUCAUGAGCAGCAUUGAGACCAUAGACAACACUCAACACAAUGGAUCAUAUAGCUCCUCACUCAAGUCCUCAGACAUCCAGAUCAACCACACAGUAAAUGGAAAUGGGAAAACUGAUCCCUUCACCACCUUUCCUCUGUCCUGGCCAGAGAGUCCCACUUUCAACGGCCACCAAUCGGAGGUGCUGGACCAGCCAUGUGCCAGGUCCCUGUAUGACUUUGAGCCAGAGAACGAUGGUGAGCUGGGCUUUAAGGAGGGUGACAUCAUCAUCCUCACCAACCAGAUAGAUGACAACUGGUACGAAGGCAUGAUAAACGGAGACUCUGGCUUUUUCCCAAUCAACUAUGUGGAGGUUAUCGUACCCCUGCCCCAGUGAGACAGGAACGGACAGGACACCACCCAAUCAGGGACUAAUCUCCAGAGCCCAACCUCCUCACAGCCUCCCCUGGUCCCUACACCCUAUGCACCUGUGGAGAUCUGAGAGGAUGUUGUUAUUUUGAUCUGAGAGGUAUUUCCAUAUAGAUUGCACCGGUUGAAUCCACUCAGAUCUCCACAGGGGCAUAGGGCUCAGGGUCUUGGUGUCGAUUUGGGAUUAUACACAGUGUCCAUUUCAUCAGACUUCAAUCCCCACCCUCAAGCCUCCUGUCAUCAACCCCCAGCCUCCAGUCCCUACCCUUACAUCCUCAGCCUUAGAAACACAGUACUCAAUCCCAAAUCGACCCUAUACCCUAGACACUUUUGUAGAUCUGAAAAGAUUGGACAGGUAUAAGGAAGGAAGUGGACAUUCUAAGCAGUCUAUCAGAAGGCAGAGUGAAGCUAAUCUGAUCUUGUUAAUACCAAUCCUUUAAGAUCAAUAGGAGUGUGUAGGGGUUAGAGGGGAUAUGGGUUUAUUUGGGAUUUCAGCACAACUCUCAGCACAACAACUCCUAGCACAACAACUCCUAGCACAAACCUAUGUCUAAUUUAUUGUCAAAACUACAUGUAAUCCCUAGUCUCAGACAACAACACUCCAAUACCCCAGCACCCACACAGUCCCUAACCCAAACCACAAACUCCAUGAAAUCGUCAUAUGAAAUUGAUCACAACACACUUCAUCAAAGUCCUCCUCAGAUGACCACGCCUUGCUUUUCGCCACAGACAUUCAAUAAGUGUACUACUUUUCUCUUUGUCUUUUACAAUAUUUAUUUUCUACAUUGUUCUUUUCAUGGUUUGUGGAAUGUGAAAAUCAGGGUUCCUCCCCCAAACUGUGUUCCAUUUGGAGCAGCUACAGUUGAUGCCAUCAGACAAGACAACUAAAAUAAUCACCUGAAAAUCGCUGUGUAACAGGUGUGGACUAACUGAAGAAAAGUCAUUCCAGGUUAUCAAAGAUGAUGCUUUUCUCAUGAUCUGCCACCAUGAGAAAACUAAAUGGAGUCUCCUGGAAAAAUCCACAUUGCUACUGUGCAUCUCCGUUUGGUUAGGGUUUUCAAGUGUUGAUGUUGAGUUAGGAGUGGUCUUUUUGUUCCUUUUCUCUGCUGUUAUCUGUAGGACCAGGAGUUAUGCCUGACCAUGUUACCCGACCAAGACAAACUCUAGUCCCUAGUUCUAGGUUAUUAUAGGCUUUAACAUGUGCCCAGAGUUGUUCCUGUUGUCCGUCUGCCUGCCUGUCUGCCUGUUGUGCUCUUAAGUGUUAUCCCAAACACAUAUUUUUAAACUGUAAGGAACUGAUUUUACAACUCUGAAUGUCCCUCUCUCUCUCUGUGUUUACAUGGUCUGGUCUUACUGUGACGUAAAGACUCCUCUAAGGACUGUACCACUGUUCUGUGUCAGACGGGGGUGAAUGCCUUGACCCACUUGGACCGUUUAAGUGCUUUUUAAAAUGUUGUCUGUAUUGCACUGAAGCUUUAGACCCGAACGUGCACCUCCGGACAUGCACAUACUGUAUGUUUUCUAGUUUCUCCUCAAGCACUGCACUUUCUAUGUCCUUCACCAUGAGAGUACAGUACCGUCUGAUGGUGAAUAAAUAGAUUGAUAUGGACCACGAUAUGUACUGUAUGUGAUGAAACAGUUUGUCUGCCAUGUAACGUCAGACCACCAUUGUAGAUUGAAUGAAGUCUCAAAAUGAUACACAUUAAAGGCAUACUUUGUCACUUUUCUUUCCCCUGUGGUAGUGCCACAAAGUACUUACACACUCGAAACCAAACACACAAACAAAACUAACACUGUUUGAUUCACAUCAGUCAGGCUCUUCUUUGUCUUUGUACUCUCAAGCCUUCAAAACAAACAGGUGUUAUCUAAGGCCUCACAGGUGACCAGAAAUAGAAGCAAUGAAGUGUGCCUUUAAUGAGAUAUGCCUGUCUAGUAUCAUGUCUGAAGUCCGAUAACCCUGGGCUUAUUUAGGAAGUGCAGCAUUGCUCUGACCUGACCUUCUAUUUGACACGUCUCUUUAGCCUGAUGGUUGGUUUUUAACUGCCAAUAGCCUCUCUCUCUCUGCUGAGAAUGGAAUUCAUCAGAGCCCUAUAAUAAGUAUUAUGUACUGUGUAUAUAUAGCUCUGGAUGUUAUAUGUUCACCAUUCAACAGAAUGGAUAACUCCAGAAUGAUUGAACAACAAUGCCAUAACUGAAUCAUCACCAUGGAUGGUCAUCUGUUUUCCUUUUUCAUUUAGAAAAACACUAUUUAAAAAUCCACUGUAGUGUGUGGACAUUCCCUUUACCCAAAAGUCUGGAUUGGGUUUUUCUACCAAAAUACACUUAAACAUUCUUAAGCAUCUUCUUUCUCUAAGUAGAACCAUGUUCUGGACCAACUACACGAACUAGACAACUGUCCAAAGGUGUCUAAAGGUAAUACACACUGUUUUCAUAUUGCUAGUGAAUAUGGAAAACCCCUGUUUGCAUGAUUUAACAAGAAAGACUGUAGCCAUGGAUUUGAUUGUGAGAGAGAAAACAGGGGUUUUCAGAGGCAGCAAAAGAAAUGGAAAAACCUUCACUGUGGAAGAAGAUAGUUCUGAAGCCCAACCCUUCUGUUCUGUAAUGGCCUGCUGCUUUCUCAAGGUGUCUGUCUGAUGGUUGACAGUGUGUGUCCGUCCCAUUUGGGACAACGCCACUGUGUGAUGACUGAGAUGACACUUCCCCAACACUACAGCUGGACUAUAUGUCCAUGUCCACUGUUACUGUUCUCUUUGCUCUACUUAAGCAGCUCUGAAACCACUCUGUUCAGUGUCCCUUCACCCCAAACUUAGUCGAUGGAAACUGGCUGUACAUACUUCAUCACCUCCUUUUUGGAUUUGAUUUAUUUUCUGGAACAUAAUCUAUAUAAAAUGUGUUUUAUUGAUGUUGUAAAUGAAUAUAUUCAUACGUACUGUAUAUUGCGUAAAUAAAUGAAAAGCAAUUACUGAGCCAUC
Oncorhynchus mykiss (rainbow trout) is the source of this 4311-nucleotide messenger RNA. The record is from RefSeq and is a predicted model, not a curated record. NCBI's taxonomy places the organism in Eukaryota, Metazoa, Chordata, Actinopteri, Salmoniformes, Salmonidae.